Molecule: messenger RNA, 410 nt
Organism: Alternaria rosae
Lineage: Eukaryota; Fungi; Ascomycota; Dothideomycetes; Pleosporales; Pleosporaceae
Exons: 1
Coding region: 115-327 (70 amino acids)
Source: RefSeq, a predicted model, not a curated record
AUCUGGCUUUCGAUCGGGAUAUUUGGUGUUUUAGGCGAAGCACAUUCGACAGCGUAACUUGGUCCUUUCCCUCGGUCAUGACAGCAAGCGACACAAAAACAUUCAUAUUAUCAAAUGUACUGGCGGGUAUCGGCCUUUUCUCAGCUGCUUACGAUGUGGCUCUUUUACACAAGAGAUGAUCUGCUAACGUUUGCAUGGUGUUCUGCGUCUUGCGUUCGGCGGCUGUAUUUUUCUUGGUUUGGAUAUUUCUACUCUGUCCUAAUAAAGCUAAACUUUGAUUCCUCGUCAUUUGGUAUUCCGGUCUUCUCCUGGCUUCUUGCAUUAUAGCAAGCGGCAAUGUAUCGGGGUAUGAGGGAGGUCAUGCAGGCGAAUGCCUGUGCAAGGCUUUGCUGCUCGUCAACUAUUUAGAU